This is a messenger RNA of Carassius carassius (crucian carp), 1459 nucleotides long. It is a transcript of the gene grb2a, whose product is annotated as growth factor receptor-bound protein 2a. The transcript has 6 exons. The coding region runs from base 521 to 1174 and encodes 217 amino acids. Gene Ontology annotation, molecular function: protein binding. Lineage: Eukaryota; Metazoa; Chordata; Actinopteri; Cypriniformes; Cyprinidae. The record is from RefSeq and is a predicted model, not a curated record.
GAACUGGAAAAACCAUUCUCUUCUGUUUUCUUGCAGUACCAAUCUGUACUCCAGUUUUCAAGGCGAGAUUAAAAGGUUUAGAUAAGAGGAUAAGCGCGUUUAAAUCAAAUUUCUGAUCUAUGGUGCACUGUUGAUAGCUUCACUAUUAAUUCAGUGUGUGAAGUUUAUGUUUGGACCUUUCCAUCUUUGCGGACCGUAACACGAAGGAAGCGGAAAUUAACAACCCGCUUGCUUUUCCCGGAGCUACUCCGGAGUCGGGAAAAUUAACUGCAAACGUAAGCCCUAUGAACAUGAUUUUACUGUUGUUAAAAUGCGGUAUUUCUAUGUAGUUCUUUAUUUCACUGCGUAAGAGGGGUCGGAGAGGGAGACGGUCUGCAGUUGACAGCACUCAGACAAGGAAGAUCUGUCACUCUACGGUCAGCAGUGACAAGGACAGAUAUUAGGAGACUAUUAUAUUUUUCCUAUAGAAUCACUUCCUUCUGGAGCUUUAUAUCUGUCUCACAUCCACACAGCGCAUGCCAUGGAGGCAAUAGCUAAAUACGAUUUCAAAGCUACUGCUGAUGAUGAAUUAAGUUUCAAGCGAGGAGAGAUUUUAAAGAUUUUAAAUGAAGAAUGUGACCAGAACUGGUACAAGGCAGAACUCAAUGGAAAAGAAGGAUUCAUCCCUAAAAAUUACAUAGAAAUGAAGCCACACCCCUGGUUUUAUGGGAAGAUUCCCCGUGCAAAGGCAGAAGAAAUGUUAAAUAAACAGAGACACGAUGGAGCUUUUCUCAUUAGAGAGAGUGAGAGUGCACCUGGAGACUUCUCGCUGUCUGUCAAAUUUGGGAAUGAUGUCCAGCACUUCAAAGUCUUACGGGAUGGAGCAGGGAAAUACUUCUUGUGGGUGGUCAAAUUUAACUCGUUAAACUCCUUAGUGGAUUAUCAUCGGUCCACUUCUGUGUCCAGGAAUCAGCCAAUUUUCCUCAGGGACAUUGAACAGGUACCACAGCAUUCUACAUACGUUCAAGCUUUGUUUGACUUUGACCCUCAAGAGGAUGGAGAGCUGGGGUUCAGGCGUGGAGAUUUUAUCCAGGUCCUGGACAACUCGGAUCCUAAUUGGUGGAAGGGGGCUUGUCACGGACGAACCGGAAUGUUCCCUCGAAAUUAUGUUACACCUGUCAAUCAAAACAUGUAACUUGCAGAGAAAAUGCUUGCUUGCUUAAAGCACCUAUGGACAUAGAGCUGGGUUGCCAUGGAAACAAAAACCACAGAGUGAUGGAGAGAAAAGGCUCAAUUGGGGACGUUUAUGUCGAUUGGCCGGGAAAAUAAAGACUGUGCUGUUUGGAGUGAUUGACAUUUUAAGCAGCACUAUUGGCUGUGUGAGGAAAAAUGCUCCAGACUGAUAUUUCUUUCAUGUACUGUUUUAAAUCAGCUAUGCUUUAUAUGCAACUUUAUUUCAUGUUAUAAGACAUCAGCUGUA